UGGAGCGGGUGUCCGAACCAAGAUGGCGGCCGUAUUUCUCGCUGCGCAGCACCCCGAGCGGCGUCUACUCUUAUGGUCUCCUGCACGCCGGACUCUGUCUCCCCUUGGACUAUCUGCCUGUUUCCCUGCCCUCGCCACAUUCUCCCCAUCGGCUCCAUCCGUUCUGCCCGCUUCCGCCUUCAAAACCCUGGAAAAUUCAAUUCCCAGCAAUGGCAUUUAACAAAUUCUUCAUUGUUGCCGUAUGUUGUCUUUGCUAUCUGACUGUGGCACUUGCAGACAGCACUGUGUCUUGCUACAGGAUCGAACCCGGCACGAUAGCGGGCAUCAUCUGUGCAGAUGUGCUGCUGACCCUCAUCAUCGUCGCCGCCACCUACAGAUGUGCCAGCUUUCGGCGUCAGAAGAUCGACAAUGCUAACAAAGUGUACAUGAACGUCCGGGACUACUGCAAGAGCUAAUCUAAAGGUGGUGCAGUGCAUUGUAAAAUUCUGUUCAAGCUUUUUGAUCCAAUCUUUUUUUUUUUAAAUGCUGCAAAAAAAUGCAAAUUGCCCUGAAAAAAAAUAACAAUUUUAUAUUAAAUUCUUCUGAAACCAACCCAAAUUGAGUGUCUUACACAUAUUUGGAUAUCUUUACACUUAUAAUAACAAUUCUGAAUUCAUCAAAACAAUUCAGCAAGAAAAAAAACUAUUACAUAGCAUUGAAGCAUAACAAAUGAUUUAUUGUGCCAAAUAAAAAGCUUUAAACUUUUAUUAAAAGCCUUUUUACACCUAGUCACGAUGUGGAUUCUGCUUGCAGUUAUAUUGAAACUUUAAAUAGAAAGUUAAAUAAAAUAUUUUUGAUGGCACAGCUGAAACACAACAAGGCACCCUCUGCAGCUGGCAUUUGGUAGCUUAAUAUCUAGAUAACCCGUUGAACCACAAACAGUUUCAGGGAAUUUUUGAUUCUCGUCACAUUAUCACAAACUGUGGGCUGUUUUUUCACGGCAAUGCAAAGUCCUCCACCUCCAUGGAAACAUCACAUCUGUGGCUAGAAGUAGAGACAACUCAGAAAGGCCUUCUGCGCAGUAUGAGCCAGUUAAAAUGCCAUAAAUCAUGAGUUUAUAAAACAAAAACGAAACACAAGAACGCUGAAUUUCUUUGAUGUUUUUUUUUAUUUGAAUGGAAUCAACAUGUUCACCAUUUUUCUAUAAAUGAAUUAUUUACAUUUGUAGUUACUUUCUGUACUUGUAUACUAUCGGCUCCAUGUUACCACACAGAUAAGAUGAAAACUCUGAAUUUUGUUACGUGACUGUUGGAAUUUUUGCUAUUUUACAGGAUGUGUGGGUCAGUUUAGAACCUAUUUAAUGCUCUUAUACGUGCUUCUGCUUAUUAUUAAACAUGGAGUCUUUACAUUUUUAUGCUGAUGACAUGCAGGUGUACCUUCCUUAGAUCCUUCAGCCCUGGUAGGCUGAGUUCUCUUAAUAACUACUUUUGUGAAGUCAAAUAGUUGUAUGGCAAUGUCUUUUAUUCAGCUGUUAAAACAGAAAUUCUUGCUUUUUAAACUGCCGGAAAUGUUAAAACUGAUUCUGGCACCAGAUGAUGCUCUAGUAAUCUCACUUUUGAGCACAAAGCCACAUUUUGAGCAUCAUGUCUUACAUUUUAAAGACAUAGACAUCAUUUUAUUUAUCUUAUAGUGUAUCAGCUUUUUUACCUGGCUGAAUCAAACGUUUAAGAUUUUACUGACGACUUUUAAGGCCCUUCACAGUCUCUACCCAGCUUUAUCUCCGAUCUCUUAGCAACGUGUGCACAAACGUACACGGAGGUGUUUUCCAUUUGCCCUGGAGUGAACUGCCCGAGGAAAUGAGGUCAACUGAUUCAGCCACCUCUUCUAAGUCUUUUGUCUCUUCUUUAAACAUGCUUUUAUCAGAAAACCUGUCCUAAUUUGUCCUUGAUUUUUAAUGUCCUUUGGAGUGUCUGUUUUUAAAAAAUCUUUUAUUAUGUUUUACCUUUAAUCUUACCAUGUAGAUAUUUAUGUUUUCAAGAGCUUUAUGGAUGUAAGAUGCGCAAUAAAGCACAAUCAAAGAGUGAAACUGCAUUAAAUUGAUAUUUUCUGCUUGAGCACAUGAAUAAAGUGCAGCUAAAAUA
This is a messenger RNA of Acanthochromis polyacanthus (spiny chromis), 2120 nucleotides long. RefSeq names its product hematopoietic cell signal transducer (gene hcst). Gene Ontology annotation, biological process: regulation of immune response; positive regulation of phosphatidylinositol 3-kinase/protein kinase B signal transduction. Gene Ontology annotation, cellular component: membrane. The transcript is spliced from 5 exons. The coding region runs from base 210 to 455 and encodes 81 amino acids. The record is from RefSeq and is a predicted model, not a curated record. Gene Ontology annotation, molecular function: signaling receptor binding; phosphatidylinositol 3-kinase binding. Lineage: Eukaryota; Metazoa; Chordata; Actinopteri; Pomacentridae.